Molecule: messenger RNA, 2629 nt
Organism: Parus major (Great Tit)
Lineage: Eukaryota; Metazoa; Chordata; Aves; Passeriformes; Paridae
Gene: MAEA
Product: macrophage erythroblast attacher, E3 ubiquitin ligase
Exons: 11
Coding region: 285-1445 (386 amino acids)
Biological process (GO): proteasome-mediated ubiquitin-dependent protein catabolic process
Cellular component (GO): cytoplasm; GID complex; nucleus
Molecular function (GO): ubiquitin protein ligase activity; protein binding
Source: RefSeq, a predicted model, not a curated record
GGAGGGAAAGCAGGGAGGGGGGAGGCCGGUGCUCGAUCCAAGAUGGCGGUGCAGGAAUCAGCCGCUCAGCUCUCAAUGACUCUGAAGGUGCAGGAGUACCCCACUCUCAAGGUGUUGUAAGCUAACACAGUUGAGGAGAGGAAGCACGCCAUUUUUCUGACCCUUGAAAGGAGAGCAUAGUUCUGUAAUGGUUCCCCCCACCUAAUCGGGUGCCAUAUGAAACACUGAAUAAACGGUUUCGAGCUGCACAGAAGAACAUUGAUCGAGAGACUAGCCACGUUACCAUGGUGGUGGCAGAGCUGGAGAAGACGCUGAGCAGUUGUCCUGCUGUGGACUCAGUUGUCAGUCUCCUGGAUGGAGUCGUUGAAAAACUCAGUGUUCUGAAACGCAAGGCUGUUGAGUCAAUCCAGGCUGAAGAUGAAAGUGCAAAGCUCUGCAAACGCAGGAUUGAACAUCUGAAGGAGCACAGCAGUGACCAGCCAGCUCCUGCCAACAUGUGGAAGAAGAAACGUAUGGAUCGUAUGAUGGUGGAACAUCUCCUACGCUGUGGCUACUACAACACAGCUGUAAAACUAGCCAGACAAAGUGGGAUUGAGGACUUGGUAAAUAUUGAGAUGUUUUUGACUGCUAAAGAAGUGGAAGAGUCAUUGGAAAGACAAGAGACUAUGACUUGCUUGGCUUGGUGUCAUGACAACAAAUCCAGACUCAGAAAAAUGAAGGGGCGCCAAACUGAGAACGAGCCGAAGAUGGGACGCAAAAGUAAAUCAGCCAGUGAUUACUCUAGAGAAAAUGAUGAUCUUGUUAUGGAAACCAUUAAAGGAAAACCAGAAUUGAGCUGUCUGGAGUUCAGCCUAAGGAUUCAGGAGUUCAUUGAACUCAUUCGACAGAACAAGAGACUGGAUGCUGUGAGACAUGCAAGAAAGCACUUCAGUCAAGCUGAGGGAAGCCAGCUGGAUGAGGUUCGACAGGUGAUGGGAAUGUUGGCCUUUCCUUCAGACACUCAUAUCUCUCCCUAUAAGGAUCUCUUGGACCCUGCUCGAUGGAGAAUGCUGAUCCAACAGUUUAGAUAUGAUAACUACAGACUACAUCAGCUGGGAAACAAUUCUGUUUUUACUAUAACACUCCAGGCAGGCCUUUCAGCUAUAAAAACACCACAGUGUUAUAAAGAGGAUGGGAGCUCAAAAAACCCCGACUGCCCUGUGUGUAGCAAAUCCCUGAACAAGCUGGCUCAGCCCCUGCCGAUGGCACAUUGUGCCAACUCCCGACUAGUCUGCAAGAUUUCGGGGGAUGUAAUGAAUGAAAAUAAUCCUCCUAUGAUGUUACCAAAUGGAUAUGUCUAUGGAUACAAUUCUCUGCUUUCUAUUCGUCAAGAUGACAAAGUAAUUUGCCCAAGAACCAAAGAAGUCUUCAACUUCUCACAAGCUGAGAAAGUCUACAUCAUGUAGGUCUGUAAAACACACGAUGAAGUGCCGCUGGAAUUCUCAAACAGUGUAUCUUGGCAUACCCUGUAAAGUGGGGGGCCUUAAUGUGUGGCAAAGAAGCAAAAUCUGCCACCUUGGGGAGCAGACCUGUCGGUGGCAUUAUUGUUUCUUGCGACCAAAGAUCAAUGAGCAACAAUAAACACUCUUGAAAGGAAAAAAAAAAAAAAAAAAAGAAAAAAAAAAAAAGAAAGAGAGGAAUUAUGANAGAGGAAUUAUGACUUAAGUUUGUACUUGAAUAAAAAACGCAAAAGCAAAUUUUGAUUGUUAAGGUUUUGUAACAUAAGGUCAAAAAUUGGACUCUUCUCAAAGAAAAGUACUUUCAUCUUCUAAAGGAUAGCUUUCUUUAAAGAUGGACACUUGCACUGGGGGAAAAGUUACAACAGAUUUGAAAUUAAAUCCAUUUUCCUUCCCUCUUUUUCACAAUUGUCCAAGACCCUUUUGUUAUCAAAGAUCUCAGUACUACCAACAUGUUCUCCUUUAAGCUCCUCUUUGCCUUCUUUAUGAUCCUCUGGUGAAGUAAUCCUGAACAUGAAUGAUGUAACUUAUUUCCAUGGGAAGAUAUUUUUUAUGUCUUUGACACAAGGUGUCUUCUCUGGAGGAUCAAAUAGGGAAUGGUUUGAAAGGAGUAUGAAGACUUUUUCCAAACCCAAAUAUUUUAAGGAGGUUGCAUAAGUAUCAAGAAGAACUGAGAACAUUUCAGGCAAAAUCCAAUGCUUGUUUAAAUGUUCUUUUUCCAGUCUACCAUAGUGUUAAAGUCCUUCUAAAGUUAUUAGUUAUGUGCAUAGGGUUCAAUAUGAAAUCAUUAGUGCUACUGCCUUAUUUCUUGCUUUGAGAAUGUACUCACAUGACAAUGAGCUGGUAUUCUUAAGUGUUGGGCGAAGUUUCUGAAGAUGCCUUGCAGGAUGAUUACAUAAUUUUAGGGUCUAAAUAGUAUUCAUUACUGAAACUAAUAGUUCAAUUUUAACAACUGCAGAACACAUCCUUAUGACUUUUCAAAAGAAUUAAACCAUUGUAGUUUAAACAAAACCAUAUUGUAGAGGUUUGUAUUUAGCGCUUAUUUUUGCAUGUUGAUGUUGAUUAGCUAAUAAAAGAUUGUAAAUGUAAGACAUGUUAAUAAAAAUUGUUUUCCAUUUCUUGAUUAUAUAAAA